This is a messenger RNA of Nilaparvata lugens (brown planthopper), 781 nucleotides long. RefSeq lists its product as uncharacterized. The record is from RefSeq and is a predicted model, not a curated record. The transcript has 3 exons. The coding region runs from base 119 to 781 and encodes 220 amino acids. NCBI's taxonomy places the organism in Eukaryota, Metazoa, Arthropoda, Insecta, Hemiptera, Delphacidae.
AAUAAAACGUAACAAACGACGUUGGUGGGUAAAAAGAUUAUAUGAGAAUAGAUUUCAGUACGGAAAUAAAUUGCUACGUGACAUCAGAUAUGAAAUCGACGAUCCAAACUUUAUUAGGAUGUCAAAAAAAGAUUUUGAUAAUCUACUGAAUUUAAUUCAACCAGUUAUAGAUAAAAAUGAUACUGUAAUGAGGGAAGCAAUUACUUCACAAGAGCGGUUGGCCCUAACUUUGAGGCUCUUAGCAUCAGGCGAUUCAUUUGUCAUCUAUUCCGAAACUCAAAACAGAUUAUUUCUUAUAUACCUAAUACCAGAAGUUUGUGAUGCUCUUAUCAAAGCACUAAAGGACUUUAAAAAGUUACCAUCUUCAAGUGGAGAAUGGGAAUCGAUAUCAAAGGAGUUUGAAGAAAAAUGGAAUUUCCCCAAUGUACUGGGGGCAACGGACGGGAAACAUGUCCAGCUACGAGCACCAUGGAACAGUGGCACUGAAUACUACAAUUACAAACAUUUUUUUAGUAUUGUGCUAUUUGCCUUGGUUGAUGCCAAUUACAAUUUUCUGUAUGUAAAUGUUGGCAGUCCUGAAAGAUUCUCAGAUGUGAGUGUUUUUAAAAAUACUGAGCUGUAUAGAAAACUAGAAAAUAGGACACUUAAUAUCCCCAGUCCAAAACCAUUACAAAUUCCUUACAGAAUGGAAGUUCCUUACUUCAUCUUGGGUGAUCAAGCUUUUGAACUUAAUGACUACACUAUGACACCAUUUAGAGGAACUCCACAUGCAGUGCUGUGA